AUGGCUGAUCCGAGUUGCACCAUCCCUUUCUUCGUAUACCCUUCUAUCUUCCUUAUUCUCUUCUUCACUUCCAUCAAUCACCACUACCGUCUCUACUCCUUUUCUUCUGUUAUAUCCAAUCACACUAAGGUUUCCCGAGAAAAUUAUUCUGACAUUUCAAACUCUCAUACUCCAAUUAGUUCUGCUCCUGAUUUUCAUAAUGAUGCGCAAAAGAAGAUCCAGAUUGAGGUUUUGGAAGAAGAGUUGGCGAUGGCAAGAGAGGCCAUACGAGCGGCAUUUCGGUCUCGGAGUUAUACUUCCAACAGGCCGGAGAGUUACGUUCCCAAGGGAUCAGUUUAUAGAAACCCUUACGCGUUUCAUCAGAGCCACAUUGAAAUGCAGAAGCGAUUCAGAGUGUGGACAUACAAGGAAGGAGAUUCACCGCUAUUUCAUAAUGGUCCAGUAAAUGAUAUAUACUCAAUUGAGGGGCAAUUCAUUGAUGAGCUUGAGAGCGAUAUUUCACCAUUUUUAGCUCGAAGCCCCGAUGAAGCCCUUGCAUUUUUCCUCCCUGUUAGCGUCGUGAAUAUUAUAAAGUAUGUUUACAGGCCUUAUACGAAUUAUUCUCGUGAGCGCCUUCAGCACAUAGUGAAGGACUACAUUGGCAUAGUAUCAACCAGAUAUCCCUACUGGAACAGAAGCAAUGGAGCCGAUCAUUUUAUGAUCUCUUGUCAUGAUUGGGCACCGGAUGUUUCAGCUAAGGACCCGAAGCUUUUCAAGAAUUUCAUUAGAGUUCUUUGCAAUGCCAACUCCUCUGAAGGAUUUAAACCUGAAAGAGAUGUUUCAAUGCCAGAAGUGUACAUUCGUUUUGGGGCUCUUGCACAAUCCCAAAAGAACCGACCCCCAAACAACCGUUCAAUCCUAGCCUUCUUCGCAGGCGGCGAACACGGGGACGUGAGAAAAAUACUAUUCAAAUACUGGGAGAAAAAAGACAAUGAUAUUCGAGUUUUCCGAUAUCUCCCCAAAACCCUAAACUACACUGAGCUAAUAAGCCAAAGUAAGUUUUGCCUUUGCCCUAGUGGGUACGAAGUGGCAAGCCCAAGAGUCGUAGAAUCGAUACUUUCCGGUUGUGUUCCGGUGAUUGUUUCCGACCACUACGUGCUUCCGUUCAGCGAUGUCCUUGACUGGAGUAAAUUUUCCGUUUAUGUUCCCAUCGCAAAGAUACCGGAAAUCAAAACAAUACUGCAAGGGAUUUCUCAGGAAGAAUAUUUGGAAAAACAAAGGAAGGUCCUCAAGGUGCAAAGACAUUUUGUGCUUAAUCGACCAGCCAAACCAUAUGAUAUAAUGCAUAUGGUGAUGCAUUCAGUAUGGCUUAGGAGGCUUAACCGAAGACUAUCAGAUUAA
This is a messenger RNA of Gossypium raimondii (Peruvian cotton), 1380 nucleotides long. RefSeq names its product probable glycosyltransferase At5g11130. Gene Ontology annotation, molecular function: glycosyltransferase activity. Lineage: Eukaryota; Viridiplantae; Streptophyta; Magnoliopsida; Malvales; Malvaceae. The transcript has 4 exons. The coding region runs from base 1 to 1380 and encodes 459 amino acids. The record is from RefSeq and is a predicted model, not a curated record.